AGUACCCUUGUCUUUUCCUUCAUGUUUCUCGUUCGGCGGCACAAUGCGAGAAAGAUGCGGCCGUUCCUACGCGCCAGGGCAAACGCCCGCAAGCAGAGCACCCGUGUGACAGAAGAGAUGCUCGUCGCGGGGACUCCCGUCGCAGAGAGGCUUAAGGAAACCGGGCUUUGGAAGUGGCAGAGGGGGAGGAGGGUUACGAAGGGUGUGCCUGUUGGUGAUAAGCAUCGUGUAAACAUUGUCAGCGAGAAGCUAUGCGAUGACAUUGCUAAUUACAUUGGCCCCUCCCUCGACCGUCACCGCGGCUGCGAUCUCAUCGACAUAAAUCCCGGCGCUGGCCUCUGGAGCCGCACCCUCCACGACCUCGUCCAGCCCCGCAAGCACAUCCUCAUGGAGCCCGAUGUCGAGGUCUACGGGUCCAUGCUCUCCGACCUCAUCGAGAGGCCAGGCGUGCAGCUCCUCCCAAAGGCCGGCAUCCUCUGGCGAGAGGUCAACGACAUGCUCGCGACAUGCAUAUCACCCGAGAAAAAGGCAGACCCCAACGCCGUGCCGGAGCGCAACGAUACCUUGCUCGUCAACAUCAACAUGUCAUUCGCCCCCCCGAAAAAGUUUCAGAUGUUUGAGUGCGUCAGCACAAUGGUUCUAUACCAGCUCAUGUCAUCCAUAAAGACAGCCUCGCUGUUCCAGCAGUACGGCCUAGUUCGGAUGCUAAUCUGGGUCAACGACGACUCGAAGCGCAGACUCGUCCCGCACUCUGCUACGCGUCGCAAGAGGAGCACCUUUGAGGCUGAGCUCUCGUGCGAGUGGAUCCGAGAGAUCGCCGGCAAGGACGUCGAGUUCGAGGCCCAGGAGCUCCGGGACGAGUGGAUCAACCUCGAGUCCGGGUAUAAUACUCUUGCCAGGAUGAAAAAGGCCGGCCUGACCAUGCCCUCGGACAGGGAGACGUUCCUCUACAAGACGAUGAUGGCUGAUGAGAGCCUCAUGGGCCAGAAGCUCGCCGGAGUCCGGAGACCCAUCCUCAGCAGACCUUUCCGCACGGAGCUUGAAGGUCUAGAAUCCGAAUUCGCCUCGUCCAAGGAAGAAGAGCCUUCCAAACGCCUGAAAGCCCUCCGAUACCGAGGAAGAUACGACAUUGAAGACUCAACCACGUAUCAUGAGCUCAUCCAGCAAGGCGAGGCAGCAUCCCAAAUCUGGAAGACGGACCCCGCCGCCUUCGCCGCCGCCGACGCAGCAUGGAACGCCAAGAUCCAGCUCCUAAAGAAGAACAACCGCAAGGAGUACGUCAUCUUCCGAGACAACUAUCACAUCUUCCGGCAAGACCCCCCACUGUUGCACUGGGACCGUCGUCCCUUUGAGCCCCUCGACGUUCGAGCAGACGAGUUCUACCCUCAGGUCCCCUGUGCGCUGCUCGACCUUCAACCAAAGACGAUGCACAAGUACCUCCGACAGCACGGCCCGACGGCCCGCGAAGGAAGUCUAGCAGACGCGAUACUGCGUUUCUGGUACAGCUACUCCCUGUACCCGGUAUCCAAGGCCAUGGACAGCCUGUGGCCGGGCUUCGGCAAGAUGUUCCCCGAGAUAACAUGUCUGCGGGACCCUGCCAAGGGUGGUUCACCGCUAUCGGGCGACGGAGAGAUGCCCGCUCGGUGCGUCAACGAGAAGCAGUGGACUGAGAUUGUCGAGACCUUUUUGAACUGGCCGUUUGUGCCCGAAUACCAGGAGUUGGUGGGACGCAUGAUGGACGAGAGUGAAGGUGAGGAUGAGGAUGAUGCCAAGAGUGGAGCUACAGGAGCUGGAGGAGUUGGAGGGUCGAUGAACCUGUAG
Molecule: messenger RNA, 1821 nt
Organism: Fusarium keratoplasticum
Lineage: Eukaryota; Fungi; Ascomycota; Sordariomycetes; Hypocreales; Nectriaceae
Product: RRNA adenine N(6)-methyltransferase
Exons: 2
Coding region: 22-1821 (599 amino acids)
Biological process (GO): transcription initiation at mitochondrial promoter
Cellular component (GO): mitochondrial DNA-directed RNA polymerase complex; mitochondrial matrix
Molecular function (GO): mitochondrial transcription factor activity
Source: RefSeq, a predicted model, not a curated record